Parnassius apollo (apollo) is the source of this 3396-nucleotide messenger RNA. Lineage: Eukaryota; Metazoa; Arthropoda; Insecta; Lepidoptera; Papilionidae. The record is from the annotation of a GenBank genome assembly.
AUGUAUAGUUUCGACAAGGAUUUGUGGCACGUAAGAGGGCGUGCGCGCGUGGACUCCGAGACGCAGGAGGAUGCUGAAGAAAAGCGCAGUGAAAGCCCAACAAGUGCUGUCGGGGCGGAGGCCCCUCGGGAACUACCGAAUGAAUUGUCCGCGCCUUACGAGGUCCCGCAGUUCCCCAUUGAACAAAUUGAAAAGAAGCUUCUCAUACAAAGGCAGCUCAACGUGAAGGCAGCAGAAUGCGCUCAGUCGGUACGUUCAUUCGCGGGCAGCGAGGCUGGCGGAGCCUUAGAGGAAGCUGUGCGCUUACGCAUCCCGGACGACGACGAGGUGGACAUAGUGCUCCCACAUUUUCAGAGGGUCGCCAUUAGCGGCGAGGAUACAUCUGGGUUACGUCGAGCGCGUCUUUCGCAGGUGCCUCUUGAGGAUCUCCAGCAGGCGUCGUCGUACCUGGUGCAGGCGCUGGAAAUCCGCAAACGUUACAUGGAGAUGUCGCAGCAGAGCUACUCCACGAUCACCGCGCGCUUCGUGAGGAACAUGGAGGCGGACGCGCCGCAAAACCACCUACCCACCGUCAAAGUGCCUAAGAGCCACAUCGCUGAUCACAUUGUCCAUCCGCCUUUCAAGGAAAAUAAGGAUCCAUGGGAGUGUCCAAAUCCAGAUGCAAAAGGCUACACUAUCAAAUCGGAUCGCGGCGUAUUCAAUUUGUACCGACAGGAGGGCGGCGUGGAAAGUAGGGUGCCUUAUAAGUACAUAACCCUCACGCAGUAUAUACAGGACAUGAACACCAUGUGCAACAUGAUCGCGGAUGGACCGCUCAAGUCGUUCUGCUACCGGCGACUGAGCUACUUGUCGUCGAAGUUCCAGCUUCACGUGCUGCUCAACGAGUUGCGCGAGCUGGCCUCGCAGAAGGCAGUCCCCCACAGGGAUUUUUAUAACAUCAGGAAAGUGGACACACACAUCCACGCCGCUUCGUGUAUGAACCAGAAACACCUGCUGCGCUUCAUUAAGAAGACGCUGAAGAACCACGCGGAUGAGGUGGUGACCCUGCACAAGGGAACUCCAAUGACGCUGAAGGCGGUAUUCCAAAGCAUGAACCUGAGCACGUACGACCUCACGGUGGACAUGCUCGACGUACAUGCGGACAGGAACACGUUCCACCGUUUCGACAAAUUCAACGCAAAAUACAACCCCAUCGGUGAGAGCAGACUCAGGGAGGUGUUCCUCAAGACCGACAACUACAUGAACGGGAAAUACUUCGCAAGGAUCAUUAAGGAAGUGGCUUUUGACCUGGAAGAGAGCAAGUACCAGAACGCGGAACUGCGGCUGUCGAUCUACGGCAAAAGCCCCACCGAGUGGGCCAAGCUGGCGCGCUGGGCCAUCCAGUAUGACGUACAUUCCAACAACGUACGCUGGCUCAUACAGAUACCUCGUUUAUACGACAUCUUCAAGUCGAACAAGAUCAUGAACAACUUCCAAGAGUUCCUCAGCAACAUCUUCCAGCCUCUGUUUGAGGUCACCAACGACCCCAACAGCAACAUUGAACUGCACAAAUUUUUGACCCACGUGGUUGGCUUCGACAGCGUGGAUGACGAGUCGAAGCCGGAGAACCCGAUGCUGGACCCGGACGUGAAGAUCCCCGAGCAGUGGGACGACGAGGAGAACCCGCCCUACGCGUACUACCUCUACUACAUGUACGCCAACAUGACCGUGCUCAACCACUUCCGCAAGGAGCAAGGUUUGAACACUUUUGUGCUUCGACCACAUUGCGGUGAAGCAGGACCUGUGCAGCAUCUUGUAUGCGGUUUCAUGCUAGCUGAGAACAUUUCCCAUGGAUUGCUGCUCAGGAAGGUGCCAGUGCUGCAGUACCUGUACUACCUGGCGCAGAUCUACAUCGCGAUGUCGCCGCUCAGCAACAACUCGCUGUUCCUGAACUACCACCGCAACCCGCUGCCCGAGUUCCUCGCGCGUGGCCUCUGCAUCACGCUCAGUACCGACGACCCGCUGCAGUUCCACUUCACUAAGGAGCCGCUGAUGGAGGAGUACAGCAUCGCGGCGCAGGUGUGGAAGCUGAGCUCGUGCGACAUGUGCGAGCUGGCGCGCAACUCCGUGCUCAUGUCCGGCUUCCCGCACGAGAUGAAGCAGUACUGGCUCGGCCCCAACUAUAUGAAGGAGGGCGUGGCUGGUAAUGACAUAACUCGCACCAACGUGCCUGACAUACGUAUCUCCUUCCGCUACGAGACCCUGCUCGACGAACUUACCAAUAUUUUCAAGUCUCACCUCUCGGCUUACCAAUAUUCAAAUGGCCCUGCCCCCUCGACGCCGCCGCCGCCCAACAUUAAUGCACCCAUCGUGAGCCUCAAACGCCCUUCGCUCGUGCCUCUGGAGGAGCUAUCAGCUGCAGCGUCUUUCCUAACAGAGGCUUUAGACCUACGACGCCGCUACAUGGAAGUCUCCCACCAGUCUUUCCCGCCCGAUCUCGCCAGUUUCCUCGCUGCACACAAGACGUCCAGCAGUCCCCGUCACCACGUCUCUCCUAACGUCGUCAAAGCAAUGAAAGAAUGGGACUAUGACGCAGUUGAUCUACAAAUGGCAGCGACUCCUAACGAUAACCUGGCAUACGAGUUCGAUGAUAUACCCAGCAAGUGGUCGGAGAUCACGAUAUCUACGGCUCAUGAAGAGGCCAGUGAGAACCCUGACAAAAUGUCAAACAACGUAAGGACAUCUUUUGGAAGUCAAGAAGACACCGAGGCUAACUUACAGGAGAGCUCAGACCCUUGGUCGUGUGUCAUACCUUCAAACAAGAAUUACGUAUACCGUUGGCACGGCGGCGUAGUGCACAUAUACCGCAACGAAUUUGACAUGCAGGUGUCCCAGCCGCUGAACUAUCAAUGUGUGCCCUUCAACCAGUAUGUGGAGGACCUAAACAAGCUAGGCGAGAUGAUCGCUAAUGGGCCUUUAAAAUCAUUUUGUUACCGGCGUUUGAGCUAUCUCUUCUCAAAGUUUAAGAUGCACGUAUUGCUCAACGAGAUCCACGAGCUGGCGCUGCAGAAAGCCGUGCCUCACAAAGACUUCUAUAACAUCAGGAAGGUCGACACGCACAUCCACGCAGCGUCGUGCAUGACUCAGAAGCACUUGGUGCGGUUCAUGAAGCGCGCGCUGCGACAACGAGCAGGCGAGCAAGUAGCGCUGCGCGGCGGGCGCCCAUGUACGCUACGUUCUCUGUUCCGCGACAUGCGUCUCGAGGCGCACGACCUUAACGUCGACCUGCUCGAUGUACACGCGGUAAAGAACUUCACAUUAACUACACGGAGUUACACACGCUGCGGUCUCUGUUCCUCGACAUAUACAUCGACGUGCACGACAUCAACGUCGAUCUGCACGAUGUACACGAGGUGA